Molecule: messenger RNA, 8140 nt
Organism: Cladocopium goreaui
Lineage: Eukaryota; Dinophyceae; Suessiales; Symbiodiniaceae
Source: the annotation of a GenBank genome assembly
CUUUGCAGGCUCCAGAUGCGCAAUGGGUUUUUUCAGCGACCCUGUCAUGGCAGCCCUCCGAUACUUCAACUUUGUUUAUGAGGAACCAAUUCCACAACUUGGUGGCACGGGAGAUGCUACUGAGCAGAUAGAGGAAAAGGAGACGCAAGCUGCCAGCUAUGUUGCUGAGUCGGAGGACAAAUUAUGCGUCCUCACCUUUGAUGAGUCGGAGUCGCAGAUGUCCCCGAUGUCCCUGGAACCACAGCCGACUCGCUCGGCCAACGAAGGCAGCCGCGGUCAUCCAGUCUUCUGCCGCCGGGCUUGCAUCCGCUUCGCGAAGGGAGUCUGCGAAAUGGGAGAUGCUUGUAGCUUUUGCCACCACGAGCAUCCUCGCUAUGUAACCCCAUACAAACCCCAGCGGCGUCAGUUGAACCACAUGGAGAUAGGCGAACUUCUGGCGGUGCUCUUGCCACAUAUUCGUCGUUCUAUUGAAGUGGCCCAGAUUGAAGCUACCAACAUCAUUGAGAUGCUGGAAGGGGAAGUCGGUUCAACACAGGCUCCCAGUGAGGAUCGCGCGCUACAUCGGACCUUGAGCCGGAUGCCUCUAUCAGCACUUCUUGGCUUGAUCGUGCGGAGGGAUGCCUUUGGGGUUGCAGCUUCAGACUGGUUGCAACGGCAUCAAGGUGUUCCAACAAUUCUGAUUGAUUGGGGCAUUUUGAAUAUUCUCAACGCGAUCACGGUUCACCGGGAGGGCUAUCGCUAUCGCCUGGACAAGGACACACUGGAGGCACUGAAAAAGAAGACCCUGCUCCUUCCGGAGUGGUUACGGCUGCCUCCCGCCAAGAAGGCUCUGGCGCUCGCAAGCGAGGCGCCCGACGUGCUGUGGCCGGCCGACUUCGAUCUGCAACGGCAGGCGGAGGCGACCACUGGAGUCACCGGGGGAGGUUGGUGGACCUCCAAAAAGGCUUUCGAAGUCCUGGAUGCCAUCUGCGAGGCCUUAGUCGCGCGGGGCCAUUGCCAUGUGCAGCGCGGUGAUGCUCAGAAGCUGCGACAACGGGCGGAAGAAGCACGGGAGAACGCGGAGAAACUCGAGGACGUGGGCUGGCUCCGAGCGGAGACGGAGCACGCCUAUGUGGGUGCCGAGAACAUGACCCGGAUCAAGGAGUUGCGCUUGCUCGAGACACCAGAGACCGAGGAACAACAGGCGCUUCCUGAGCCCGUGGAGGUCGACACCAAGUCGGAGUCGAGCUGGUUCGACCCAGAUCUCUAUGGCUCGGAAUCUGAAGCCGAAGAGGUCAAGGAGGACACGAAGCCUCGGGGUCGCAAUGCGCCGCCAGACUAUGAAGCAUUGAAGGAGUUCAACCAGCAUCUCUCGGUGCUCACAGAUCUGCUGGCGAACAGUCCAGCUGCUUUUGGUUGUCAUAGCUUGUACAGCCAGACCGGCACGAUCCUACGAGUGCCUCACAUGGCCGAAGGCGUUUCGUUGGUGGGUAAAGCUGGCUCCAUGGACGAACGAGACAAGCGCAUGGCCGAGGAAUUCAUGAUGUGGGUUGUAGCCCGACGGCUCUGCAUCUUUUACAAAGUCGAGGGCCAGGGCGUGGUCGAACUCACAGCCAAAAGCUCCGAGGGCGCCAUUGGUGGUCGACUUCGUCUUAGUGCGGGCUCAGUGCUGCUCUUCCGUCACGAUCUGCUGGACUAUCGGUAUCUACCAGAGACCGAUGAAGCUUUGGUACUGCAAACCUGGCUCAUGGACAAGGUGGUCUCAGUGGUCUCAUCGAAUCGAGAGUCGGGCUGCGAUCGCGUGCACGUGAAGUCCAUGACCGAGCGCUUCCCCGCGGGAGCCGAGAACUGUGACAUGAGCUUCGCGCUGUUCACGGCCGGCAGCGACACCUUGUUGGAGCCGCCCCUCACGCGCUUCGACAAGGAUCUGUACUAUGCGCCCGAUCGAGACGCGCCCCUUCGCGGCCUGGCGUACAUCAUCCAUGGUUCCUUCGUGAAUGAGGACCAGCUCAUAGGCUUCGACAACGACUUCUUCGGCAUCGACAUCGAGGAGGCGCAGGCCAUUUCGCCCAGCCAGCGAUGGGUCAUGGAAGUGGGCUAUGAGGUUCUGUGGAAGGCCGGCUGGACCAAGCAGGGUCUGCGAGGGCAACGCAUUGGCUCCUUCAUGGGCGAUUCGGGGUCUGAGUGGAACGUGAUUUACCUGAAGAAAGACCGCUACCAGCUCACCAACAACAGUGGCUUCGUGACCUGCUCCAGACUCUCGCAUACCUUGGGCCUCACCGGGCCUAACGUGACGGUGGACACGGCCUGUUCCGCCUCUCUUGUGGCCACCAAUGCGGCAGCUCACAUGAUGGUGAGGCGAAAUACGCAAAUUGGCGAGAAGAUUGCGCCCCUCUCUGAGGACAAUAUGAAGGAUCAAGCCCAGCUGAAAUAUGCCGUGUGCAUGGGCAUCUUAGUGAUGCUUCAUCCUGGGGGUUGGAUCGGUGAAUGUGCCGCCACCAUGCUUUCCUACAAGGGCCGUGCCUUCACCUUCGAUGUGGGUGCGGAUGGCUUUAUUCGGGGCGAGGGCUGCUGCGCCGUGCACCUGGCGGCGGAGAACGACGCCGAGCGCGCGGCGGGGGAGCGCUCGCUGGCGGUGCUGCUGGGCUCAUGUGCCAAUCAGGACGGCCGUAGUGCGUCACUGACCGCACCCCAUGGCCCUUCACAGCAGAUGUGUAUCCGCGCCUCUCUGGCCGAAGCGCGCUUACAGCCUGGAGAGGUGCAGGUGGGCGAAUGCCACGGCACCGGCACCGCCCUGGGGGAUCCCAUUGAGAUUGGAGCCAUGAAGAGCGUGCAGUUCAACAAGCGCGGGGAGAGUCCCUUGCUACACGCAUCGGCCAAGAGUAAUGUCGGACACGAGGAGGCGAACGCUGGAACCUGCGGUUUCAUCAAGUUAUCUGUGCUGGGUCAUCUGACUGGCGGUCGGCCCGACUGUGUCAACGGCGGGCUUGUGCCGGCCGACUGUCUUCACGUCUUCACGGCGGCCUCUUGCCGACUGUGUUCACGGCGGCCGCCGACUGUGUUCGCGGCGGCCUCUUGUGCCGACUGUGUUCACGGCGGCCUCUUGCCGACUGUGUUCACGGCGGCAACCAGCCGACUGUGUUCGCGGCGGCCUCUUGUGCCGACUGUGUUCACGGCGGCGUCUGGCCGACUGUGUUCACGGCGGCAACCAGCCGACUGUGUUCGCGGCGGCCUCUUGUGCCGACUGUGUUCACGGCGGCGUCUGGCCGACUGUGUUCACGGCGGCAACCAGCCGACUGUGAUCGCGGCGGCCUCUUGUGCCGACUGUGUUCACGGCGGCCUCUGGCCGACCGUGUUCACGGCGGCAACCAGCCGACUGUGUUCACGGCGGCUUCCAUCCGACUGUGUGCGUUCACGGCGGAUUCAUGCCGACCGUGUUCACGGCGGCAACCAGCCGACUGUGUUCGCGGCGGUCUCUUGUGCCGACUGUGUUCACAGCGGCCUCUUGCCGACUGUGUUCACGGCGGCAGGCCGCUCCAUUGACACCGUCGUCGACAAGUUCCUCGCAUUAAUGCGGCGACUCUCUGCGUUGUGGUGCUUGUUGAAAAGAGACCGAGCGGUGCUGUUCCUGUGUAGGAGUUUGAAUGUGUCAGUGUUCACUUUGGUGAUGGAAUGGUUUGUCUUCGUCGUCAAGGGCUCUAAGCAGUUUAAGGGUGUCUUUUUUCGAAGCCGCCACGGCGGCUUCGUGCCGUCCGUGGUCCACUGUGUUGGAAGCAUCGGGGAGAAAAAUGCUGAGCGUGGUGGUGAGAUCACCUUUCAUCUUCGCUUUCGCUGUUGCCAGUUGCGAUCAGGGUUUGGCAGCUUUGCGUAUGGGCACGGCGGCUUUGAUGUCGACUGUCAUGUUGCGGCGGCUUUGUGCCGACUGCUAGCGGCGGCUCUGAGCCGACUGCCAUGUUGUUGCGGCGGCUUUGUGCCGACUGCCUUGUUGCGGCGGCUUUAUGCCGACUGCCAUGUUGUUGCGGCGGCAUUGUGCCGACUGCCUUGUUGCGGCGGCGUUGCGCCGACUGCGAUGUUGCGGCGGCUUCGGCUCACAAUGGAUCCGGGGGGCCACAUGGACGGAUUUUUGGAAGCUUGUGGCGACUUGUCUUUCAGUGCUUUGGUGGAAAAGGACGAGGAGAUUGGAUCAUCGUCGCCGCCCAAAGCCAAGAAGCGUAAGAAGGACAAGAAAGAAAAAAAGGGCAAAAAGACGUCAAAGGUGGAAAAGGAGCUGGCAGGCGACAAGGACCAGGAGUUGAUGGCGGAUAAGGCGUCCAAGUUGCCUGCUGAGGAGGACCCUGACGAGACAUGGCCAGAGCAUCUACCUCGUCCUCCUCCUCUGGAUCCUUAUUAUUUGCUUGGAGUUCCUGAAGAAGCGCCCAGUCACGAAGAUGAGGAGAAGCCUUCGAAGAGGGCGAUGCAGCGAGCUUUGCAAGGCUUCAGCCGUAAAAGCGGCGGCUGGAAGCAUAAGAAGCGAGGGAUGUUUCUCAAGACCUGGUUUGGGUUUUUUGCUUCCCCUCGUUGUCGAGCCAUGUCGGACGAUCCACGUCGUGGUGCUGAGGGUCCUGGCCGCUCUCGAGCCAAUGAAAAGGGCUCGGGCCUGGAGCGACCGCCGGAGCCGAGAGGCCCACCACGUGGCAUGGGCCUUUACAGUGCAGGCCCCAAGGCUUCCAUGGGGCAUCCUGCUUCUCCUGGUCCUGUUGCCACAGCCCCGCGCUACAGCGGCAGCCGUCAUGGCCCUGAUGAGACUGACGACCAGGAGAAGAAGAAGACUAAGAAGAGGAGGAGGUCUCGGAGCAGGAGCCGAGGCCGAGAUCGUCGUCGUCGUGGUGCUGAGGAGAGGCGCGCUGAGAAGGCGAUGCCGGCCGAAAGGCCUACGCUUCCACCGCCGCCCAAGCCGGCGGCGCUGAAGAGUUCGGACAGCAGUUCGGCAGAGUCUUCGAAGGAAGACAUCGAGGAGGAGCCUGAACCUGCUCCUGCGUCUGCCGGUUCCCAGGCCUUGGCGGUGCCGAAGCAAACUGGCGCCGUCCCUGUGUGGCUUCAGGCGAAGGUUGACAACCUCAGCCGCAAAGCUGUCAGCUUUAGCCGAGCCCUCACCGGGGCUCAACAGGCCCUCAGAACAUCGGCCAGGAUCGCGCGCGAAGCAGCCGUCAGCUUUGACUCUGAGCUCGAGAACUUCCAAGUAGCCCAACGGGAGUUAGCUGAGCUGUGGACGGCAGGACAACCAUGGUCCAGGCAUUGUCGUGUUUGCAAAGACAAACCCUGCGACAAGUGCUGGUGGGCGCGGAAAGGCCGCAAGUUUAAAGCUUUCUUUCCCUGGCUUCGCUUUGGCAGGCGGUUGAACGAUGAUGCCUCCGGCUUUGGCUUUGGUUGCAGCGCCUGCGCUCAAUUUGCAUGUCAAAUGUCUUCGACGACGAGUAUUUUCUCAGGAAAAAAUGUCUUGCCAACGCCUUGCCGAUCCAACAGGAUGCCUGUGAAGUGCAGUGACAACUUAGAGAACUUUGCCGCUUUCGCUGUCGGCUUGCACCGCCUGAAGUCUUACACCUUAAGGCGGCAAGAAGCACUGCGCUUCAUGGAAGGAAGCGUUUCUGAAAAUGAUUUGGUGUCUGCACCCUCCUACCUUGACUUUGUGGGGAAGCUCGAAGACAUGCAGAAAGGGCAUUCUAUGAGAAACGGAGGAAGCUGCAGUGACAGAACCGUGCUCAUGCAUUGGUGCAUAUCAGAAUCUCUGCUGCGCCUUUGGCGUUGCAAGCUGAGCAAAGCUACUACUCUUUGCCUCGUUCGCGACGAGCGAAAAGGAAAGCUGCUCAUUCGUUUCAGAAGCUGUAGCAACGACAUGGACGUUUGCAGCGGCACCCUGGGCUGCGUACGAAUGAAAGGCGGGAGUGCUGAAGACAUUGUCACAGCAACUGCAAAGGCCAUGCGCAUUUUCUGCACGAGUUUUUUCAACGCACCUCGUCUUGGAAAAGGUUUGCAGCAACAGGGAGGCUUUGAUCGCAGUUUGUUCAAUCAUAUGCGAAGCAUCGUUCACAUGCUUACCACUGACAGCCACCCUGCCGAGCUCUUGGCAUCCAACAUCAUGAAAGGCAAUCGGAAGAGUGCUGAAGAACGACACAAUCGGGAUCCGUUUCUCCCAAAUGUUGUCCUGGUUGGACGCGAUGGUGCACACGCGUCUACACGCCUGGUGAAGAGACCGUGGUCUUGCAUUGCCGUUCUGCAGGAGACCUUCGAUUGCACCAUUCGGCACUCUGACUCUCCAGUACAAAAAAUCUUCAAUUCGCAGCAUUUCAGCCGAUGGUUUGAAGACUAUGUGCAUCAAGAAGGAUGCACACUGGGCACGGAAAUGGUUGCGCGAUAUUUCGCCUCAUCGUCUUUGCUCUUGGCCCUUGGGGCAGACGCAGCCGAUUCGCUGCUGCAGCUUACACGCUUUCUAGACAAUGAGUCGUGCGACCCUGCCCUUUUGAAUCAAGAGAUCGGCCAUUUCUUGGAUGAAAUCCAUGUACAAUUCCUUCACGGCAAGGCCUGGGAGAUCAGCGGGUAUUCCAAACAUAUGGUGGAAGUUUUGGAGUCGGGAACAUUAUUUGCUUUGAGUGGGGGCCAAGGACGCCAACUACGAGUCAGUGCGGCGGUGAAAGACAAAGCGCUGCAAGACUUUCAGCCUUGGGUCCGCCUUUGCGAAGCCACGGUGCGAGCUGAAUUUCCUCACUUUGAAGUCCUCAAUGCGAUGCUUGUCUUCAACUUGAGCGACAGACCUACGACGAAACCGGCACCAAAAGAGACCUCUGCUUGCUUGCGACGAAUCGCGCUUGCUUUGGAUGUUGAUCCAGCUGGUCUUCGUUAUGAAUGGGAAUCUCUGCGGCCCAUAGCAGAAGCUCAAAAAAGACUUUCUCAGCUAGACAACAGAGAGGCUUGGAAAGCUGCCUAUGACCACACGCAGAAGAAUGCGCAUGCACGAAAGAAGUAUGCCUUGAAGCAUCUUCCAAAGACUUUGCGAGCUUAUGCUUGUUGGACUCCUUCUUCGUCUGGAGUGGAGCAGAGCUUUUCCAAAGCUGACCGUUGCUAUCACACAGGUCGCUUCGGUCCCAAAGCCGCCGACACUGAACGUCGGAGCAUCAGCGUGCUGACAAUGAGUGGGAAGGAAAGUCAGAAAGACAUCAUUGAAGGAGCUCGCCAACUCUAUGCAGCAGCAGUGAAGAGGCACAAAGGACGACAAGCAAAGCCCCGGUUUGACAAAGGCACCAAAAAGAAAAAGCAUCCGAAGUCCGAACAUACUUUUUUGGAAAAAAAGAAAGCUUCUGUACAGAAGGCCAUUCAGAAAUCUGUGACAUCCUCGUCAUCUUCCAGACCUCCCUCCGCUGAAGAUUUGCAACUGUCUGCCAAAGGAAUGAAAGAGCUCAAGCUGCAGAAUAAACGUCGUUUGGACAGAGCAGUGGAAGCUGCCGAGAACGGCUACUUACUGACGAGCGAUGCCGGUCAGCACCCUUUUUCCGAGGUCUUGAAGAAAAAGGCCACAUGUGAUGCCAAGGACAACAAGCGCAUUCAAAUGAUGGCGAAGCACAAAGUAGAAUUGCAAAACAAAUGCUUCGCACAGCAAUGGAAUUUCAAAUCCUUGGGUGCCAGAAAGACUUACUGCGAGGAAGCCGGACUUCGACCCUUGCUGCUUCCUUUGGUAUAUGUCUCAGAUCCACGCUUGGCUGAUGUUUUCAUUGCUUCUUCCGAAGUCGUUUCAGAGAAGAUCUACUUGCUUGCCGUUGCUUGUGGUGGCUGUGUGCUAUCGAAAGCAGUGCUGGAAGGGAGACAAGGCUUCAAACUGCAGUACCAGAAGGCUGCUUUCAACCGACUUCGAGAAUUUCACGUUGGUAUUCAUUGCUCCGCUGCAUUUCAAGCGAAGCAUACGGCUUUCAUGAAGGUCCUGUCUUGGGUUGUGCAAACCACUGGCUGGCGUAGACUCAAAGUGGAGAGGCUGGACAAGAACAGGUCCAUAUCGUUGGUUGCCGAGGAUGAUCCGGAAGCUAAAAGCCUACAAAAGAAGUCUUUCCUGACUCUGCAGAAAUCGGGGUUUGUGAAGCACUUGACAGACAAGUGUGAAGCCAAAGACAAAAGUUUUUUGGUUGCUGUCCUUUGA